Clavispora lusitaniae ATCC 42720 is the source of this 1566-nucleotide messenger RNA. RefSeq lists its product as uncharacterized. Gene Ontology annotation, biological process: transmembrane transport; monoatomic cation transport; intracellular calcium ion homeostasis. NCBI's taxonomy places the organism in Eukaryota, Fungi, Ascomycota, Pichiomycetes, Serinales, Metschnikowiaceae. Gene Ontology annotation, molecular function: monoatomic cation transmembrane transporter activity. The record is from RefSeq and is a predicted model, not a curated record. Gene Ontology annotation, cellular component: membrane.
AUGUUGCCGCUCCUUAUGCUAGAGGAGCCUAAUAGUCAGAAAUGCAUCAUCGAUGGUGUUAAAAACAUAAGUUAUUGUGAACACAUAGAGUUAUUUUGCAAUCCAAAUUACUUUCGCUAUGCGCAACUGUACUAUUGCUCCAAAUUUUAUCCAUCAACCACACUAACAAUUUUGAUAUCCACUGGAUUGGUUAUCCUAAUAGGUAUCCUUACAAAGAUACUAAGCACAAUAAUAUCUAAUUAUCUUGUGUUUUGUGUUGUGAACUUUUCGGAAAUGAUAGGCUCUAAUAAUAAUACACUUGGCCUUAUAAUCCUCCCGUUAACCAAUUCUUUGCCAGAUUUAAUCAACUUUUACACUGCAAUGAAGAGUGAUUCAACCGAUCUUGUUUUAGGUCAAAUAGUCGGCGCAAGCUUAAUCAACUUUACACUAAUCAUUGGUUUAAUCUGUUGGCUAUAUCCAUUUCGAACUGACAAUCGCACUAGGGAUUACACUACAUUUUUAUGGGAUCUUGGAGUAUUUAGCUUCCUGAUUAUCAUUCUAGAGGAUGGCAAAGUGACUAUGAAGGAAUGCAUCGGCUUGACGAUUUUUUUCAUUUGCUAUAUGGUUUGGUCUCACAAAGAAGAUGUCGCGCAGGAGGAUGAUCUCUCUGCUAUAGAAAAUGCUAUCGCAGAUACGACCAUAUUCCCAAUCUCUCUGUCUACAAACUUGCUAGAGCAAGGAAAUGAUAAUAUUAUGGAUAGCGCAUCAUUGAAGAGCGUUGUGGAACAGGAAGAAAAGUUUGAUGUCUGGGAAGUGAUUAAUAUCCUUUUUGACCAUGCGAUUUUCCUAUUCAUCCCUAUAUCAGAAACAAUCAUCGUCAGUAACCAUAUGAGUUAUAUCAAGAGGUUGAUUCACCGUACGUUCUUGUUCCGGUUUUGGCUAACGGGUGUUACAACAUCCUUGAUAUACUUCUGGUUUAACGGAACCAUAACUCUAUGGAUUGCACCGUUAUUAUUUUUUGCAUUCUGUUUCGAAGAAGUGCUCCGCUGUUCUUGCAGUGGUACAGUCAUAUGUCUAAUACUAGAUGUGAUAUGCGUGUUGAAUUCAUUCUUGAUCAUAUCAAAUUUAACCAAAAUUGCUCUUCAAAUCUUGAAGAAUUUGGCGAUCAUAUGGAAUGUGUCUGAAUAUUCUAUGGGAUUGUUUGUUUUUUCCGUGGUGAACUCAAUCAAUGACAUUGUAAUGAAUGUUCUGAUGUCCCAAAAUGUUCAACCCUCAUUGGGUGUCAAAUCAUCGUUGGGUACUUGUAUAUUGAUCUUUUCAAUCGGAAUUGGUUUCAAUGGGAUUUUAUGCAUGCUUCAAAACAAUAGGGAUGGAGUUCCAUUAUUAGAAAGGAGCUUGAAGUUUACGCUUGAUCAUGAAAUUUAUGCAAGCGCCACAAUGUUGAUGGUGAUGCUAGGGAUUUAUCUAAUUUAUAUCCCAGCUAACAAUUGGAGAUUUGAUCGACGCAUUGGUGCGUUCGCAAUGGUAUUUUGGUUUAUAACAAACGGUCUUUGUUUAGUUAUUGAAAUGAAGUCAAAGACUUCUUAG